GGGUUUCAUCAGUUCUUCAAUCUGCAAUAGAAAAAUAUCGUUUCUCAACUUUUACAUUUUCUGCCCUUUAAUCCUAACCCUAAACAGGUGCAGAGAUCGUCAGUCUUGCUCCCGUGAAAUUGUUAAACAGUUCCAGUGUGCUGGUUCUUGGCUACUUCUGCUAAACUUGAAUCUUAUGGAGAUUGAUGAUACUAAGGAAAAUAAUGGAAGCACGCCUAGACGAAGAGAAAAUAGUCUUCAUCUCAGUCCUGUUUUGCCAGAGGCAUCUGGGUUUGGGUUGCCGUAUGCUCCAGUGGAUUGGCCUAAGAAGGGUGACAUAUGGGCUUGGAAAGUGGGAAGGAGAGUAGCCAUUACUGGCCAUUUCUUAGAUAGGUAUUUGUAUCCUCCAAAGCGCCUCCAAAAGCUUGUGGACUCAGGCAGGAAACGUGGUCUUGCUAGCAAGCUUUCAGUUGAGCGGUAUGUCAAAUUGGCAUUCCCUGAUGCAGAUAUUAAUGCUUUUUUUGCUUCAUUCAGCUGGAAAAUCCCUGCAAUGAAACAUUCUUUGACAAACGUUGCACGGGCUUUCUUUGCUGCCCCUCCUGAUGAGAGAGCUGAAGUUUUGGUGUCUGACCCCCAGUCUGAUGGUUUGGCGUGCAAGGCUGGAAACAAAAAGUGCAACAGUUUAUUUGCUGAAGCAGAAUGCCCUUCUUUGGUUCCCUUGCCUUGUGAUCUUUGCUGCAAUGAACCUCGUUUCUGCCGUGAUUGUUGCUGUAUUUUGUGUAGCAAGACUAUAGACUUGAAACAUGGAGGUUACAGUUAUAUCAAAUGUGAAGCAAUGGUGAAUGGGUAUAUAUGUGGGCAUGUUGCCCAUCUAAACUGUGCUCUUCGAUCUUACAUGGCUGGGACAGUUGGAGGUAGCAUUGGGUUGGAUGCUGAGUACUAUUGCCGACGUUGUGAUACAAAAACAUUUCUGGUUCCACAUGUGACAACACUUUUAAAAACUUGUGAAUCCAUAGAUUCCCGCGAUGAGAUUGAGAAGAUUCUGAACAUUGCUGUCUGCAUUUUACGUGGUUCGCAGAAGAGCAAUGCAAAGGGCUUACUGAACCGUAUUGAGUCAGCUAUCAAAGAGCUUAAAUGUGGGACAUCUCUUGAAGAUAUCUGGAAAGUGAAAGAAACUGAUACCGUUAUGUCAACAGAUAUCUUCCAUAAUGGAAAUGGAGAGCUUGGACCAACAAAUCAUCAGGACUUGGUAGAUGAUAAAUCAUGUUUGGAGGCGGUUUUAUCAGUAUCUUCUGAUUAUCGCAGUGAAUACUUGAAAAUUGAAUGCGAGAUUGAUCAAGUUCUUCAGUCUCUGAGAAAGGCACAGGAGUCGGAAUACAAAAUUGCAGAAGAACAGCUUUGUUCUCAGAAGGUUUACCUUCGCCAUCUUUAUCAGCAACUGGAGAAGGAGAGAUCUGAACUACCAGAUCGAUCAUCUGGAAAUGAAGCAGAUGCAUCGUUGAAUGCUGUCUUGAGCAGAGUCAAUCAGAUAAAAUACGAAGUUAUGAGACUGAAAGAAAUGGAAGAAGUGGCCAAUGGAUUCGGAAGAACUCCUAAAGGUGUCCUGAAGGAAUAUUUUGGUUUGGAAAUCGAGGACUAAAGCCGUCUCCAUUACAAUGGGUUAAUUCCUCUGAAUUUUGAUGGUAACCCAUCCUUUGAACUGAUUCCAUUACAUCCGUGACCGUGAACUUGCAUAAUGUAAAAAAGGUCACUGUGCACCCAAAGAAGUCAAGAGUUGUCUAGGGAAGACAUAUGAAGGCUGCUAAAAAGGGAACAUAGUAUUAUAGAAGUCAGAUACAUUGUUGAUAGUGUUGUCAUUUUUCUCCAUGUGUACUAUAUUUCAUAGCUUGCUAAAGGAAUUUAGAUAGGGAAAAUUCAUUACGAUACUCAAACCGUUAGUAGAAAGCAAGUUGGUAUCACUUGGUUUGUCGGCUCGGGUUUGUGCUGUUUCCGCAGUCAGAGAUUGUGGUAUGAUUUAAUAGCCCGGAUUUUGUGAAAAGAAGCUAUGGAAAAAUCAUGUUAAGUGGGAGCAAGUCGUCUGCCAUUGUACUCUGAUAGAAUGUAAUUCCUUUUCAUACUAAUUUCUCUUUUUAUUUCAUCGGAAAAAGAA
Messenger RNA from Gossypium arboreum, 2128 nucleotides. RefSeq names its product protein OBERON 1. The transcript has 6 exons. Bases 176 to 1618 code for a protein of 480 amino acids. The record is from RefSeq and is a predicted model, not a curated record. Lineage: Eukaryota; Viridiplantae; Streptophyta; Magnoliopsida; Malvales; Malvaceae.